Molecule: messenger RNA, 15247 nt
Organism: Paramuricea clavata
Lineage: Eukaryota; Metazoa; Cnidaria; Anthozoa; Malacalcyonacea; Plexauridae
Source: the annotation of a GenBank genome assembly
UGACUCACUGCGGUAAUGUGGAUCAAAUAUUCAUGUGUCACGACAGGAGUGCAUGUAUAAACAUAACGUACAAGUGUGACGGAAUUAAAGACUGUGUUGAUGAUUCAGAUGAAGAUUGUGAGGGUAAGUAUACGCUUUCCUACCUGCUUUCUUUCUUGUUCUUUAUUAGCCUUCGUAUGAUAGUUGUAUACAAAGUGGGGUUCUGGAGCGGGUGGUGCACUGAGCACCACCCAUGACGUCAUCAUGGCGUCAUUUCGUAUUGGUCAUAUGCAAGUUAUAAUCUAAUUUAACAAGCGUAGACAAUAAUUGCAUUCCGUUAUAACAACAGACCACCUGAUGAUUCCUAUACGGAUGAAACAGACUGUUGUGGUUUUUUGAGGUAAAACGAAAAACUAUAUUACGCUCUAUCUAUAUGGUAUUGAGCACUGUGUUUCGUAAACCAAAAACUUAAGUAUAUAUAUAUAUAUAUAUAUAUAUAUAUAUAUAUAUAUAUAUAUAUAUAUAUAUAUAUAUAUAUAUAUAUAUAUAUAUAUAUAUAUAUAUAUAUAUAUAUAUAUAUAUAUAUAUAUAUAUAUAUAUAUAUAUGAGUAGGUGUAAAGAGUGCUUAAUAACAUAAAGAUAGAGCAAAUGUAGAAUUUCGCUUACCUCAAAAUUCCGCAACAGUCUGUUUCAUCAGUAAAGAACCAUCAGGCGGUAUCCUGGUAUGAUUCUUUACUGAUGAAACAGACUUUGCGGAAUUGAUUCUUAACUGAUGAAACAGACUGUUGCGGAAUUUUGAGGUAAGCGAAAUUAUAUAUAUUUCAAACACUCAUUAAUAAUGCAUAAGCUUAUUGGCAAAUCAUGUCAACUAUAACAUGCCACGUGCAGUGGCUUUAAACCUGAUAAAACACUCCUAAUUAGUAUUCUUUAUAUAAAGAAUACUAAUAAGGCAGUAUCUAUUGUUGUCGUGUCCUCAUUAGUAUUUUUUAUAAUAAAGAAUACUAAUAAGGUGAUAUAUCUAUUGAAUUUGUAUAGUCAUAUUUGAAGCCGUUUAAUAAACUCGCAGGUCGUGUUUUAUUAGGUCUAAAGCCACUCGCGCUGCGCGCUCGUGUCUUUAAACCUAAUAAAACACUCCUGCUCGUUUAUUAAACAGUACUUAAAUUAAAAACUCAUUAAUAAUUCAGGAGCAAAACACAAAGAAAAAUCAUAAACGUGUCGUGGUUUUAUAUGUGAUAAAAAAUUUUAUUUCAUAAACUUACAUUAAUUUACAUAAACUUUAGCUUUGAUUUUCUCGGUUUAAACAAGGUUUAUUUUAAAAAUUACUUCGCUAAUGUACUAUUUAAAGCACGAGUAGGAGUGUUUUAUCACAUAUAAAACACGACGCGUAGCGGAGUGUUUUAUAUGUGAUAAAACACGACUACGAGUGCUUUAAAUGGCUUAAAAAACGAUCCAUCUUCUGAUGAGUACAUUAGCGAAGUAAUUUUUAAAAUAAACUUUGUCUAAACCGAGAAAAUCAAAGCUAAAGUUUAUGUAAAUUAACUUGAUUUUUUAUCACAUAUAAAACCACGACACGCUUAUGAUUUUUCUUUGUGUUUUGCUCCUGAAUUAUUAAUAUAUAUAUAUAUAUAUAUAUAUAUAUAUAUAUAUAUAUAUAUAUAUGUAUAUGUAUAUGUAUAUGUAUAUGUAUAUGUAUAUGUAUAUGUAUAUGUAUAUGUAUAUGUAUAUGUAUAUGUAUAUGUAUAUGUAUAUGUAUAUGUAUAUGUAUAUGUAUAUGUAUAUAUAUAUGUAUUAGUUGUGUAAUUGUACACUCUGUAAUAUGUUAAGAUGAAAGUGUUCUAGAGUGUGUAUUAUAUAAUUUCCAUACCAGCGCAAGCAGAAAGAUGUUGUCUGCCGCGGCUGGAUCUUGAACCCGCGACCUUCGAAUUACUAGAUCGACGCUCUACCAACUGAGCUACACGGUCAGACGGAUUUAAGACUGGAAAUUAUGAAAUAUAUACAUAUAUAGCUUGUAAUCCAUUAACAGUCGUUAACGGAUUACAAGCUAAAAUUUAAUUUCUUAAUUGUUUAUUAUGGAUAGAAAGGAAUUAUUGAUUACGCUGGCGUAGACCUUAAUAUCGGGCGCGUGGCUUUGCGGGCAUAAACUUGCACAAGAAUUUAGAUUUAAAACACAUUUAUUUCUUCAAAACGUUUUACAAGAUUUAGUACAGUCUAUUUCUAAGAGCCGUAUCGUUUAGGUGUCUUUUGUAGAGCGGAGGACUGUAGUUCCUUAGAUCGUUGGUUCGACCCUAGCUCGCAAGAUUUAAAAUGCAGGCGCUCUUUUUGGCGGGUGGGAAAACUUCUAUGCAGCUCGGAGCCUAGCUGGAAAUAUCGAGUCUAAAUAGUUCGGAGCCGAGUUCGAUAGGCUCGGAGCCACUCUAAAUAGCUCGGAGCCGAGCUCGAUAGCUCAAAGCCAUUCUAAAUAGCUCGGGAGCCGAUAGAAUUUUUAUGUGCUGCAAAUUCUGGAGUUUAUACUGACUUAACAAGCAGUUACCUACGCGUUAAAGCAAAGAUCACUACCGCAGCAGGAGGAUCCUAAGAUAUUGUAUGAUAUCCUAAGAUACUGUAUAAUAUCUUAAGAUAAUGUAUGUUGUCCUAAGAUACUGCAUGAUAUCCUAAGAUACUGCAUGAUAUCCUACGAUAAUGAUAUCCUAAGAUACUGUAUGAUAUCUUAAGGUACUGCAUUGUUAUCCUAAGAUAUUGACAUCCUAAGAUAUUGUAUGCACAUGAUAUUCGAAGCCAAACUCGACAGGCUUGGAGCCACUCUAAAUAGCUCGAAGCCGAGUUCUCAAUAGCGCGGAGUCACUCUAAAUAGCUCAUAGUUAUGACUACAUGGGGUGUAUAAAAAAAAACUGAACAGAUUUGAAAUUGGUCUCAAUUUCGCAAAUCACCUAUUUGUAUCCGUUUUUUAUAUAUAUAGCUUCCUUGGGUACUUAUAAUGUAGAAUAAUGAAAAAAAUUUCUUGAAGUCAAAUUUUGUGAACCAGGGGGCGGGUCUUUUCCAACAAAUUAAAAAUGGCUCGCGCACAAAAUUUAAAAGUUGUAAUCAUAUUUUGUGUUAAUAGAUGGAAAAUUGGUCGGGUUUUUAAUUACUGGACAAAAUUUCAGACAAUUUGGUUAAGUUUAAGCCCUUUAACUAUUCGCGCAAAUUUACAUUUUUCCUAAAAAUCAGCUAUUUACAUGCUUAAUUAAUGCCUUUGCCUAAUUUGCAUAUGUUAGCAAUAUGCAAAUUAGGUAAAGGCAUUAAUUAAGCAUGCGAAAGGCUGAUUUUUUAGAAUAAAAUGAAUAGUUAAAGAGCUUAAACUAAACCAAAUUGUCUGAAAUUUUGUACUGUAAUUAAAAACCCAACAAAGUUUCCAAUAUGAUUAGAACUUUUAAAUUUUGUGCGCGAGCCAUUUUUAGUUUGUUGGAAAAGACCCCCCCCCCCCCCGGUUCACAAAAUUUGAGUUUGAGAAAUUUUUUUCAUUAUUCUACAUUAUAAGUACCUGAAGAAGCUAUAUAUAUAUAUAUAAAAAACCGGAUACAAAUAGGUGUUUUACGAAAUUGAGAGCAAUUUCAAAUCUGUUCAGUUUUUUUUAUACACCCUGUAUAGUCUUAAUAGUCACGAUUGCAGUCUUAAAGGGGCAGUGUCACCGAUUUUGAACCUCGCAAAUCUUUAGGAAUCUUCCAAAAAAUCUAAAAAGAAUGGUUGUAAGUACAACAUAAAACAAUAAAAAAUACAAAAGGCAUGUACAGAAGUCUGGAUGGUUGAGAUUAGGCGAGGAUUGAGAUGGAUUGUAAUUGACAUCUUGAUUAAUUGUUGGCGGACACUUUUUCAAGUUUAGGUCAUUUGUAUGAAAACGUCGUCUUACAUGCUGCGUGGAAGUUCAAAGUUGUUUAAUUAAUACGAUUCGUAUAUCAUAACUGAACCUAUUUAUAAUGUUUAUUUUCAAAUUCGCAGGUCAGACUUUGAAUAAAUAACAUUUUUGGUCAAAAAUUGGUGACACUGCCCAUUUAAUGGUCAUGACUAUAGUCUUAAUGGUCAUGUCGCUUGAGGGACGAUAUCAUGUCACAAGUGAGCAAAACAAACGGGGGACAGUUAUGAUAUCGUCCCUCAAGCGACAUGACCAUUAAAACUAUAGUCAUGACCAUUAAGAUUAUAGUCAUGACUAUUAAGACUAUAGUCAAGACUAUAAUCAAGACUAUUAAGACUUUAGUAUAAACCCACUAGUAUGCUAUCACAUAUCGCGCCUUCUGAUUGGCUACGCUACUAGUAGGCUAUUAGUGAUAGCCUACUAAUAGAAAAUUCAAAAUGGCGGAAAAUUCGCGUUUUGCACUUUUGCCGAAGUGUCUGAUGAUUUUUUGGACGACUUGUUGAACAAUUCUGUACUAAAAAACCGCGAAAAAAGCAACAAAAAUAUGGAAUGGCAAUUUUUAAGGGUAAGAAAAUAGACAAAACAUACACUCAAUGAAAUUUUAAAAUUAAAAUUGAAUUUUGUAAAACAUUUUACGCGAACAAAAACUAAAAUAUUUGUUUACCUUUAAUGGUUUUAUAAUGUUUUUUGUGUAUUUUUGUAUUGUGUUUGCAGCCUAGUUGUAAAUUAAUGUGAAAGUUUAUACUAAAACAAUUAGACAACUCGGCCUCGUUGUCUAUGAGCAAAUAGUCAACUCGGCUUCGCCUCGUUGACUAUUCGCUCAUAGACAACUCGGCCUCGUUGUCUAAUUGUUAAUUAGUCAUGACCAUUAAGACUAUAGUCAUGAUUAUUAAGACUAUAGUCAUGACUAUUAAGACUAUAGUCAUGACUAUUAAGACUAUAGUCAUGACUAUUAGUUGACCUGCACGGAAGCACAUAUUAAUAUCAUUGUCGUGACUCAACCUACGCAAAAUUGGUGAUUCUUAUUGGACGCUGAUCCUCUUCUGACGUGUUAGCCAUAUGAUAAUUACUUGUCUCCAUGUGAUGUCUUUAAUUUCUAUAGCUAUUGUAAAAUACUGUAUAGCGCACAGAAUUGUUUGAAUGCAAUUGUAAGUACUGAAUAUUUGCAUACAGUUUUAAAAUGUCAUGUAACGUAAAGCAAGGCGAAAUGGAUGACAACAUGGUCAUUGUGAAUCUUACUAUAUGCUUAACAUAAAUGCAAUUUGUAACGUGCUUUUAUUUGUUUAUAUAUAAAUUAUUAAAUUUCAAUGCUGCUUUCAAAGAGUCAGUGGAACAGAGCAAUGUUGAAGCCCGAUUGAACGCCCUCCUGAACACAUUAGGGCAUCUUUUCCAAUCAUUUUAUCUGCUAAUUGCUUUGACAACAACCUGCACCCACAGUUCCUUACCACCACCGCGACCCUACAAUAUCAUGUGUUUCUUUCGUACACGGCGAGGUGGCAUUUUACGUCCUACUUCUUUUAGCUUUCAUGCAUCUACAUGUAGUUUACUUGUUUAGAAAUUAGUGUCGAUCGUUUGAAUAUGUUCGUCUUUGCAAAUCCCAUAUUUAAUGGAGUAUGCUUUGUUUCUCUAUACUAAAUGUUAGCAGCUAUAUCCAUGAUUUAGCAAUUUUUGAUCGUUCCCUAUGAUUUUGGAAUUUUUGAUCAAUUUAAUGCUUUGAUCGUUCCCUAUGAUUUACUUCUUUAACUAUAUGACAUAUGUGAAUAUGUGCAGGGUUUUGGCACAGGUUUGGUCUUUUGCUUGUAAGACUAAGAUGGUAUUGUCAUACAUUGUCAUAUUGCUGAAAUGUUGUUUUUAUGGACAAAUUGACUCAGUCAAUAACAUCGACACAGGACAAUGAGUAUUAUAUAUCAGACAUCAUAACACGCAAAUUGCAAUUGUUCUAUAUCACAAUACGUGUAAAUUAAGACUAUGUUAUGUGUUUUGACAUGUGUUCAGUAUAUUUGCUUACCAAAUAUUGCAAUCUCAAUAAACCAAGUUUGAUGCCGUUUGGCGUGAACUAUUGAGGAGUUCUAGACUGUAUCGGUUUCCCAACAACCUAACCGAACAACUAAACCAUGGCAGGCAAGGGAGUUAUUUAAUUCUAGUUGAUCAUAAGUAACAAGUUGUUUUGCAGAUCCAGCACGCACUGUCGCCACAAGGCAGUUUACUCUUUACCAUGGGAACUGCAUGCGUGGUCGAUAUGGCUAUUAAGACUAUAGUCGUGAACAUUAAGACUAUACUCAUGACUAUUAAGACUAUAGUCAUGACUAUUAAGACUAUAGUCAUGAACAUUAAGACUACAAUCGUGACUACUAAGACUAUAGUCAUGACCAUUAAGACCAUAGUCAUGGCCAUUAAGACUAUAGUCAUGACUAUUAAGACAAAAGUCAUGACUAUUAAGACUAUAGUCAUGAACAUUAAGACUACAAUCGUGACUAUUAAGACUAUAGUCAUGACCAUUAAAACUAUAGUCAUGGCCAUUAAGACUAUAGUCAUGACUAUUAAGACUAUAGUCAUGACUAUUAAGACUAUAGUCAUGAACAAUAAGACUAUAGUCAUGAACAUUAAGACUACAAUCGUGACUAUUAAGACUAUAGUCAUGACCAUUAAGACUAUAGUCAUGGCCAUUAAGACUAUAGUCAUGACUAUUAAGACUAUAGUCAUGACUAUUAAGACUAUAGUCAUGAACAUUAAGACUAUAGUCAUGAACAUUAAGACUACAAUCGUGACUAUUAAGACUAUAGUCAUGACCAUUAAGACUAUAGUCAUGGUCAUUAAGACUAUACUCAUGAACAUUAAGACUAUAGUCAUGGCCAUUAAUUAAGACUAUAGUCAUGACUAUUAAGACUAUAGUCAUGACCAUUAAGACUAUAGUCAUGAUUAUUAAGACUACAAUCGUGACCAUUAAGACUAUAGUCAUGGCCAUUAAGACUAUAGUCAUGACUAUUAAGACCAUAGUCAUGACUAUUAAGACUAUAGUCAUGACUAUUAAGACUAUAGUCAUGAUUAUUAAGACUACAAUCGUGACCAUUAAGACUAUAGUCAUGACUAAAUUCAAGAGGGAGAGUGCCUCGCAUGGGUGUCGAGUCCCGUUCGCACUCUUGCCGUUUGAACAUCGUUCAAUAAAGCUGUUAAAACAAUAAAACAAUAAAACAAUAACUAUUAAGACUGUAGUCAUGACUAAAUAUAUAUCGCAAAAUCCACAACGUAUACUAGCCAUAACGAAAAUAUGUUCCCUUGUUUUUCGCUUGGCCAUGGCGAAAUAAAGAAAUUGUAUACACAUGGGGUGGGCGGGUUAAUCACAUUUUAAUGACCAUGUAAUAUGCAAAUAUCGACAACCAUAUAUGUUAACUUGGGCUUAGCAACUGAUAAAUUCUGUCUAAAAUAUGUAAAGCGAGCCAGGCACUGCAGAACAGGCUGUAAGGUACAUCUCUUUCUAAUUUGUAAGAAGUGUACGAGAUAAGAAACAUGCCAUAUUGUUUCAUAUUUCAGUGACUCACUGCCGUCAUGUGGAUCACAUGUUCAUGUGUCACGACAGAAGUGCAUGUAUAAACUUAUCGUUGAAGUGUGACGGAAUUGAAGACUGUGGUGAUGGUUCAGAUGAAGAUUGUGCAAAUAGUAAGUGCACGCUUUCCUAUACGCUUUCCUAACCGUUUAGACUUUGCGCCGACAAACGUACGUACAAUGCAUCAGCACGUAUACUGUUGUAGAACACACGGCUGGUCAUUCCAACAACAUUACAAGAAAGAGCAACACAAUUAGGUCAUAUCAGGCAUCAGGGAAUUGAUAAAACGAAAAGCCUGUUUUAGUACCACCAGUUCAUUUGCUUUAUUGUAUGAGUGCAAUAGACUUCUUCCAGUACACCGAACUGGUCAAUACUUGCUAGUGGUUAUCGAUACCUGCUCAAAAUUCCCAGAGGUAGAAAUAGUCAACUCAACCGAAGCAAAAACUUGCAUACCAAAAUUAGAUACGAUUUUUGCCAGAUGUGGGAAUACCAUCAAAAAUAAAAACUGACAAUGGACCGCCAUUUAAUGGGAAAUAAUUUGAAACAUAUGCUAAACCUUUGGGAAUGGACUUGUAAAACAUGGACUUGUAAAACAUGGACUUGUAAAACAUGGACUUGUAAAACAUGGACUUGUAAAACAUGGACUUGAUCUUCGAAGUUCAAGAACGUAACUUCUACUCAAUGACAGAUGGCCAGAAGACUUCCCUGCGGAAGAAGUUCUUUUCCAUCAAAGUAAUGGAAACACCAAGUGCCCAUACCAAGCGACCAAACGAUACGAAAGCCUUAUCAACAAGUCCAGAAGAAUCGGGGAUUAUCGGCGUCCCAUUUCCUAUUUUCACAGGAAUGUUUGGCAAAGCUGCCACUUUGGUAAACAGCCCUUCUUAUAUCUGGAAGAUGCCUACGACAGACACCCAAGAUAAACCGGCCUUCGUGGUUCACAGCACCUCAUCCGAGAACCCGCACAGAGUGAUCGUAUAUCCAAAAAGCGGCAAGGUGACGUGUGACAAAGCGUGUGUGAAUUGGUCAACAUAUAGUUUGUGCUCGCAUACCUUGGCCGUAUCUGAAAAUAUAGAGCGCCUGAAAGAAUUUCUGGCACGGUUCAAGAAGCAGAAACGCGUCCCGAACUUGAUUACUAUUACCAACAUCAACAUGCCGCAGAAUAAAGGAAUUAAGUCGACGUGACACGAAAGAGAAAAGGAGCCGCCAAUACAACACCAACCGAAGGAAUGUCCGUUGUUGCAAGUCGUGUUGUUCACUUCACGUGCUUCCAGACUGGUGUAACAUCGACAAGCGCUGGCUUUCAUCGUGAAGUAACAUUGGCAAGUCGUACCUUUUGGCCUUCGAUGGCGCCGUUAAGCGUUUUCUUUCAGCACUACAAUGGCGUCAUUGUCAAGCGUUCCAUUUCAGCCUACAAUGGCGUCAUCGUCAAGCGUCCUAUUUCAGCCUACAAUGGCGUCAUCGUCAAGCGUUCCAUUUCAGCCUACAAUGGCGUCAUCGUCAAGUGUUCCAUUUCGGCCUACAAUGACGUCAUCGUCAAGUGUUUCAUUUCUGCCUACAAUGGCGUCACCAAGCGUUCCCUUUCGCCCUGUAAUAACGUCGGCAAGUGUUCCCUUACGACCUGCAAUGACAUUGGCAAGCGUUCUCUUUCAUCCAGGAGUAUCAUCGACAAACGUUCCCUUUCGACCUGAAAUGGGAUCGUCCGCAAGCGCCGUCGCUGAACGUCAAGCAGCCAAUGUUUUUCGCCUGGCCAUGGCGAAAUAAAAAAUCCACAUGGGGUGGGCGGGUUAAUCACUUUUUAAUGACUAUGUAAUAUGCAAAUAUCGACAAUCAUAUAUGUUAACUUGAGCUUAGCAACUGCUAAAUUCUGUCUAAAAUAUGUAAAGCGAGCCUGGCACUGCAGAACAGGCUGUAAGGUACAUCUCUUUCUAAUUUGUAAGAAGUGUACGAGAUAAGAAACAUGCCAUAUUGUUUCAUAUUUCAGUGACUCACUGCCGUCAUGUGGAUCACAUGUUCAUGUGUCACGACAGAAGUGCAUGUAUAAACUUGUCGUUGAAGUGUGACGGAAUUGAAGACUGUGGUGAUGGUUCAGAUGAAGAUUGUGCAAAUGGUAAGUGCACGCUUUCCUAUACGCUUUCCUAACCGUUUAGACUUUGCGCCGACAAAUUUACGUACAAUGCAUCAGCAGGUAUACUGUUGUAGAACACACAGCUGGUCAUUCCAACAACAUUACAAGAAAGAGCAACACAAUUAGGUCAUAUCAGGCAUCAGGGAAUUGAUAAAACGAAAAGCCUGCUACGCGAAAAGAUCUGGUACCCAAAUAUGGACAAACGAGUGAAAGAAAUGGUAGACAAAUGCAUUCCAGUGGCGAAGGUGGAAUAUACGAGAAGUGUACGAAAUAAGAAACAUGCCAUAUUGUUUCAUAUUUCAGUGACUCACUGCCGUCAUGUGGAUCAAAUGUUCAGGUGUCACGACAGAAGUGCAUGUAUAAACAUAACGUUGAAGUGUGACGGAAUUGAAGACUGUGGUGAUGGUUCAGAUGAAGAUUGUGCAAAUAGUAAGUGUACGCUUUCCUAUACGCUUUCCUAACCGUUUAGACUUUGCGCCGACAAACGUACGUACAAUGCAUCAGCAGGUAUACUGUUGAAGAACACGCGGCUGGUCAUUCCAACAACAUUACAAGUAGUCCGUGUGUUGUGACCCGAUAUCGUUCACUUUCAUUAAGCAUGUCUUAGAUCUGAAAUAUUUUUGCGGGAACUAACACUUUCGAACACGCUGAGUUCAAAUCCGAAAAGUUCCCACUCCGUAGACCCGCAGUUUUUUCACAAAAGGCUAUUUCAUCUUCACUAACUUCACAACAAUUUUUGUCAUUGUUCAACGAUACGGAUCGAUGACGAUACACGAUUAUGUCACUCAAAAGGACCAAUUUCUAUUAAACAUUCUUCCUUCUAACAAAAGAUCGGUUUUGCUCGACCAUGACCAUUAAGACUAUAGUCAUGAUUAUUAAGACUACAAUCGUGACCAUUAAGACUAUAGUCAUGGCCAUUAAGACUAUAGUCAUGACUAUUAAGACCAUAGUCAUGACUAUUAAGACUAUAGUCAUGACUAUUAAGACUAUAGUCAUGAUUAUUAAGACUACAAUCGUGACCAUUAAGACUAUAGUCAUGACUAAAUUCAAGAGGGAGAGUGCCUCGCAUGGGUGUCGAGUCCCGUUCGCACUCUUGCCGUUUGAACAUCGUUCAAUAAAGCUGUUAAAACAAUAAAACAAUAAAACAAUAACUAUUAAGACUGUAGUCAUGACUAAAUAUAUAUCGCAAAAUCCACAACGUAUACUAGCCAUAACGAAAAUAUGUUCCCUUGUUUUUCGCUUGGCCAUGGCGAAAUAAAGAAAUUGUAUACACAUGGGGUGGGCGGGUUAAUCACAUUUUAAUGACCAUGUAAUAUGCAAAUAUCGACAACCAUAUAUGUUAACUUGGGCUUAGCAACUGAUAAAUUCUGUCUAAAAUAUGUAAAGCGAGCCAGGCACUGCAGAACAGGCUGUAAGGUACAUCUCUUUCUAAUUUGUAAGAAGUGUACGAGAUAAGAAACAUGCCAUAUUGUUUCAUAUUUCAGUGACUCACUGCCGUCAUGUGGAUCACAUGUUCAUGUGUCACGACAGAAGUGCAUGUAUAAACUUAUCGUUGAAGUGUGACGGAAUUGAAGACUGUGGUGAUGGUUCAGAUGAAGAUUGUGCAAAUAGUAAGUGCACGCUUUCCUAUACGCUUUCCUAACCGUUUAGACUUUGCGCCGACAAACGUACGUACAAUGCAUCAGCACGUAUACUGUUGUAGAACACACGGCUGGUCAUUCCAACAACAUUACAAGAAAGAGCAACACAAUUAGGUCAUAUCAGGCAUCAGGGAAUUGAUAAAACGAAAAGCCUGUUUUAGUACCACCAGUUCAUUUGCUUUAUUGUAUGAGUGCAAUAGACUUCUUCCAGUACACCGAACUGGUCAAUACUUGCUAGUGGUUAUCGAUACCUGCUCAAAAUUCCCAGAGGUAGAAAUAGUCAACUCAACCGAAGCAAAAACUUGCAUACCAAAAUUAGAUACGAUUUUUGCCAGAUGUGGGAAUACCAUCAAAAAUAAAAACUGACAAUGGACCGCCAUUUAAUGGGAAAUAAUUUGAAACAUAUGCUAAACCUUUGGGAAUGGACUUGUAAAACAUGGACUUGUAAAACAUGGACUUGUAAAACAUGGACUUGUAAAACAUGGACUUGUAAAACAUGGACUUGAUCUUCGAAGUUCAAGAACGUAACUUCUACUCAAUGACAGAUGGCCAGAAGACUUCCCUGCGGAAGAAGUUCUUUUCCAUCAAAGUAAUGCAUCGACAAUCAUAUAUGUUAACUUGAGCUUAGCAACUGCUAAAUUCUGUCUAAAAUAUGUAAAGCGAGCCUGGCACUGCAGAACAGGCUGUAAGGUACAUCUCUUUCUAAUUUGUAAGAAGUGUACGAGAUAAGAAACAUGCCAUAUUGUUUCAUAUUUCAGUGACUCACUGCCGUCAUGUGGAUCACAUGUUCAUGUGUCACGACAGAAGUGCAUGCAUAAACUUGUCGUUGAAGUGUGACGGAAUUGAAGACUGUGGUGAUGGUUCAGAUGAAGAUUGUGCAAAUGGUAAGUGCACGCUUUCCUAUACGCUUUCCUAACCGUUUAGACUUUGCGCCGACAAAUUUACGUACAAUGCAUCAGCAGGUAUACUGUUGUAGAACACACAGCUGGUCAUUCCAACAACAUUACAAGAAAGAGCAACACAAUUAGGUCAUAUCAGGCAUCAGGGAAUUGAUAAAACGAAAAGCCUGCUACGCGAAAAGAUCUGGUACCCAAAUAUGGACAAACGAGUGAAAGAAAUGGUAGACAAAUGCAUUCCAGUGGCGAAGGUGGAAUAUACGAGAAGUGUACGAAAUAAGAAACAUGCCAUAUUGUUUCAUAUUUCAGUGACUCACUGCCGUCAUGUGGAUCAAAUGUUCAGGUGUCACGACAGAAGUGCAUGUAUAAACAUAACGUUGAAGUGUGACGGAAUUGAAGACUGUGGUGAUGGUUCAGAUGAAGAUUGUGCAAAUAGUAAGUGUACGCUUUCCUAUACGCUUUCCAUCAGCAGGUAUACUGUUGAAGAACACGCGGCUGGUCAUUCCAACAACAUUACAAGUAGUCCGUGUGUUGUGACCCGAUAUCGUUCACUUUCAUUAAGCAUGUCUUAGAUCUGAAAUAUUUUUGCGGGAACUAACACUUUCGAACACGCUGAGUUCAAAUCCGAAAAGUUCCCACUCCGUAGACCCGCAGUUUUUUCACAAAAGGCUAUUUCAUCUUCACUAAUUUCACAACAAUUUUUUUCAUUGUUCAACGAUACGGAUCGAUGACGAUACACGAUUAUGUCACUCGAAAGGACCAAUUUCUAUUAAACAUUCUUCCUUCUAACAAAAGAUCGGUUUUGCUCGAAUCAUUUUGAGUUAUGCAAUCUUAUGCGUGUUGGACGUAAACAACAUAUCUUGUCUACAACUUUGAGAAGGUACAGAUAACGCUUUCUAAAAUCCUCAGUUCUAGAGAUAUCUCUAUAAAAUCACAAGGAUAUUAAUAUCAAGUCUUUUAGCUAUGUCACUGGCCUGAAAAAUAACUCUUUUAACGCGAUCAAGAUAUUUAAAACAAAAGUAACGCGAAGCCAACGUAACGGCAAAGACAACGCUAAAACGAAAUAUUGUCGAAUGGUUGCAGGUAGAAGACUUACGACAGGAUCAAUCUUAAAUAACCUUAAACUAUAAGAAUAAAUGUUCACAUCAAAGACAAAGAUCAGUCACAAAGUAUAAAAUAUGCUCUGUAAACUUACCGCGAAGUGGAGAAAUGUUUACAUGAGCUGUUUAUUUGAUGAUUUCGACGUAUAUAGAAGCCCUCUUUCCAAUAAUACUCGCUUAUCGCACAGUAUAACACCAACUCAUGUAAUAGUUCAAAUGUAAUGAUAAGUUAUCUCUUGAAUUACGUCUUGGAAACCGUGUUGGAAAUUUCAAUGCUGAUCCAUUACAUAUCGAUUACCGUUUUAUAUCUUUGUAUAAAACAUUUUGAUCGCAUGUAAGGAAUUAUUUCUCAUCCCAGAGACAUAGCACAAAGACUUGACAUUAACGUCCUUGUGAUUUUAUAGAGAUAGAUCCAGAACUAAGGAUUUUAGAAGGAAUUAUCUGUACCUUCCCAAAGUUGUAGACAAGAUAUGUUGUUUACGUCCAACACGCAUAAGAUUGCAUAACUCAGAAUGAUUCGAGCAAAACCGGUCUUUUGUUUAAAGGAAGAAUGGUUAAUAGAAAUUGGUCCUUUUGAGUGACAUAAUCGUGUAUCGUCAUCGAUCCGUGUCGUUGAACAAUGAAAAAAUUUGUUGUGAAAUUAGUGAAGAUAAAAUAGCAUUUUGUGAAAAAACUGCUGGUCUACGGAGUGGGAACUUUUCGGAUUUGAAAUCAGCGUGUUCGAAAGUGUUAGUUCCCGUAAAAAUAUUUCAGAUCUAAGACAUGCUUAAUGAAAAUCUUUUUCUAGGCACUUUUCGAGGUCACAACAUACGGACUAAUAUUUAAAGUAGCCCUAUAUACGCAAAUAUUGAAGAAUACGCUUGUUGCCACGAUGUUUAAAGCCUCGGUAACUCAUUGCAGGGGCGGCACGACUCAGCAGGGUACGUCCUCAAGUAGGUGUCCCAAUUAUGUGAUAAAUUGACCCUUCCCUGCAAUUAUACAUAUGCAUGUAACCGAAGUGAGAUAUUACAAUUGCUCUUGUUUGCAAUUGGAAAAAACUCUUUUCAUGAAACCCUUCUAUCAAUAGGCAUAUAUAUCUAUUUUUGAAAAUUUAAACAUAAAAUAAUUUUGGACAUAUUGAGUAUAUAUUGCUCAGUAGUAGAAACUUGAUCAAGCAAAUGGUCAAAAUACGUAAGCUUUCCUGCACUGAACAGCAUCACAAAAUGCACGGCCGACAAUGUUUCGUUGGUCUUGGCACACUUUUUUCACAGGGGUAGCGACCGCUAUAAUAACAAAGUAUUUACCCUGUUCGUUCCAACUGACUGAACUUGUUGAAAAGCGUGCAUGCAAAGACUCAUGCAGUGAUAUUGAUUGGAAAUUUACAUGUUCUCACAAACGUUUUAUAUACAGGGUGUAUAAAAAAAAACGCAACCUCGGAAUUUCCUAAGAAAUCACUUUGCAAUUCUUAAGCAUAAAAGAUUUUAGGCCCGUGGGAAUUGAAAUCGAAUUGCUAAUAGAUCAUAUUACUGUUGUUGUGCAUUAAAUAAAUGCAUAAAUUUUACUUUAUGCACUCGCGUACGUGUGCAAUAAUUUUGACAGUUGUGCUAUUUUAAAUUCCCAGGCGCCUAAAAUCUUUUGUCUUUAAAACCAUGUCGAUUUCUUGGGAAAUUCCGAGGUUGCGUUUUAUUUUAUACACCCUGUAUACCACAUCCACAAUUUAAGCGUGCAUGGAUUGCAACCAAUAUCUCUUGGGAAUUUAAAGCAAUAAAAUGGUGACCAUGUUGGCAGUAAUGAAAGCUUAUGUGGAAAGAUUGUUUUUUUAAUUUAGUAAUACAGAGAAAAACCUAUAUUUACAUGCACUGACGAGUUUUCAGUCCUAUAAAGAUAAAGUAACACAUGCCCAAGGCAAGCUUGAAGCGCAUACCAGCAGUCAGCUUCUUUAGGCAUAUUAAGGAAAGCUAAGCAAGACAUUUGAAGUGGCUUUCGAUAUCUAGACCUUGCUGUCGGAAUGGAAUCUGUCUCGAACUCUGAUGCCCUUACUCAUGCAAAGCGAGUUGAGUGUGGGCGGUGUGAAGGCGGCGAUUUCAAAAUCUAA